Diaporthe amygdali is the source of this 1287-nucleotide messenger RNA. Its product is annotated as acyl-CoA dehydrogenase. NCBI's taxonomy places the organism in Eukaryota, Fungi, Ascomycota, Sordariomycetes, Diaporthales, Diaporthaceae. Gene Ontology annotation, biological process: L-leucine catabolic process. The coding region runs from base 1 to 1287 and encodes 428 amino acids. The record is from RefSeq and is a predicted model, not a curated record. The transcript has 5 exons. Gene Ontology annotation, molecular function: 3-methylbutanoyl-CoA dehydrogenase activity; flavin adenine dinucleotide binding.
AUGGCUGAAAACGGCGCCUACCCCUCCACAGACCCGGCUGUAUACGCUGAAUACGCCGGGAAGUGGGCCGAUCAGCCGCAAGAUGCGGACAGCUGGAUCAAGCGUGCACAGGAAGUCGCUUCCGUCUUGGAGAAAGAUGCAAGUGUUCGUGAACGGGAGAAUAAGUCCCCACGAGCGGAGGUGGCGCUGUUGAAGCAUUCGGGCCUGACGAAGGUCCUCGGCCCAAAGAAGUAUGGCGGAGGCGAGCAGCCGUGGAGUGUCGGAUAUAGAGCUAUCCGUGAGGUUGCGAAAGCUGACGGUUCCAUCGGGAUGCUGCUAGGUUAUCAUCUUCUUUGGAGCACCACCGCGAACGUGGUCGGGAGUCUGGAGCAAGCGGAUCGCUUUCAGAAGCUCAUUCUCUCCAAUAACUACUUCAUUGGAGGGGCUGUGAACCCAAGAGAUAGUGACUUGAAGAUCACAGACAGUGCUGACAAAAUUGUCUUCAAUGGGCGCAAGUUCUUCAAUACUGGUGGGGUCGUUUCAGACUUGACGGUCCUCGAGGGCGUGCUUGAAGGCACUGAAGACCACAUAUUCGCAUUUGUACCUACUGUGCAACCGGGCAUCAAGUUCGCUCACAACUGGGACAAUGUUGGUCUCCGCUUGACUGAGAGCGGCGGUGUAUCGAUUGAGGGUGUGGCUGCUCCCUGGGAGGACGCGCUCGGCUGGGACGUGAAAUCCAAGCGUCCCGACCCGGCAAUUUUGGGCAUUCCUUUCGCCAGUUUGCUGCUCCCCACAAUUCAACUGGUAUUCAGCAACUUCUACCUAGGCAUUGCGCUGGGGGCACUCCAGUAUGCCUCCAAGUACACUGCCUCAAGCACCAGGGCCUGGCCAUUUGGUGGAGACAACAAGGACAAAGCCACGGAUGAGUUUUAUGUUCUUUCCACAUACGGCAACUUCCUGGCCCAUCUUCGAGCUGCAGAGGCUCUUGCAGAUAAGGCAGGACUAGUCGCAGAUUCAGUUUACACCAAAUACCCCUCGAAUAAGGCUGAGGUAACUGCUCGUGAACGUGGCGAAUUCGCCGAGUGGGUGGCCAGCAUCAAGGUCGUUGCAACAGACACGGGGCUCAAGGUCACAUCAGGCGUCUUUGAGGUGACUGGAGCGAAGUCUACGGCGACAAAAGUCGGUCUGGACCGAUUCUGGCGUGACAUCCGGACUCACACUCUUCACGACCCGGUGUCGUACAAGAAUAGGGAACUAGGACGGUACCAGCUACUUGAUGAAGUACCUGAGCCUACGUGGUACACAUAG